This is a messenger RNA of Racocetra persica, 243 nucleotides long. The record is from the annotation of a GenBank genome assembly. Lineage: Eukaryota; Fungi; Glomeromycota; Glomeromycetes; Diversisporales; Gigasporaceae.
AAUUCUAGAAAAGCUUAUGAAGAUUUAUAUAAUCCGAAUAAUCUAACUAAUCCAAAUUCUAAUACUUUUCUUGCUUUAAUUAUACAAUAUAUUUUUGUUUCUAAAGAUGAACAGACUUAUAUAAAUGCUAUUUGGACCCAAGCAAUCUUGAAAAUUAUCUUUGAUAAACAUUACCUUUUUGCCAAAAUUGAUUUUGAAGUUAUUGAUAUUUGGUUUCAGAAGCUUUUAAAUGAAAAUAAUAUG